GACCCGGUUCAUAUCCUUCCAACUCCCAUAUAUAAGCUGCCCCUCACUGGCUUAUCUAUGGGAGAGCGGACGGGAUCCCGAGUUUUCCAGUGGGUAUGGUCGUAUGUGUUUUUUCCUAGUCGAUGAAUAGUUUAUUAAGGCUGCUGCCUACCUCUAGACUAGGUAUAUGGUCGCUGCUCAGGAGUCCGACCCAACCUGAAAACCUUAUGAACUAUUCAUACACCCACGCACCUAACAAGACAAUCGAACAAGACAAUCGAACAAGACACUCGAACAAUACACCGCUACAGCGGGCUUCUUUAAGAGUAUGUUCUUAUUCAUGUAUAGUACAGUUACCAAACAAACGUUGUCUACCUACCUCUAUGUACUUGAUCUGUACUGCAGUAAAGACAACGACGACCACGACGACAACAAGGACAACAAGCAAACCGCCUGACCCAGUUAUGUCCCAUCUACCAUAUCCACGCACAACCAACCUCGUUGAUAUCAAUGUAGUUGAACGUCAUGUAAGGACGUUUUUUUGGUUUGGUGUUCACUUCAACCAACUCACGCACCCCCUUCAUUCGAGUCUUCGACGCAAAAGACCAAGACCAAUGACAACAACAACUACAACGCAGCGGAGAUCAUACCAACAACAAAAGCAACGCAAGAAAAAAGCCAGCCAGCAAGACAAGACACAACACAUAAAACGUACAACAGCUGCUUGUCCCUUGAGCUUCUUUUUGAUGAUUCAUUUUACUUUUUUCCUUUCAUUUUCUGCCGCUGAAUUUCAGGCUUCUCUCUCUCGUCCCCUGUCUUUUCCUUUCCAGCUUCAAGUUUACUCUUUCAAGAGCCAGCCAUGUUUUGAAAGCUUACUUCCACUCACUGUUUCCUUCCAGUCCUUGCCCUCCACAACGCCCUCCUCCUCUCCUCACUCGGUUUGCCUCUUCGCUUUCUUUUUCUUUCUCUCUUCCUGGGUCUUUAGCUGUCACUUUGCUCUCCCUCUAAAAUCUCCCCUUCUUCAAGGUCGUUAUCGCCGUUCCCAUCUGUGCUUUCACCCCUCGCCGCCGUGCCUGCCAUCAGUGGGUUUGCUGUUCCGGCUGCGGUUCCGGCUGCGGCUGUUAUGGCGCCAGGUAUCACUUGCGCCCCAGUCCCACCGGCCAGAUCCACAGCUGCAAACCCCCCGAUCUUAAGCCUCGGCCUCCGUCCCAGCCCCUGACCUCCCUGACCUCC
Neurospora tetraspora is the source of this 1212-nucleotide messenger RNA. RefSeq lists its product as uncharacterized. The transcript has 2 exons. NCBI's taxonomy places the organism in Eukaryota, Fungi, Ascomycota, Sordariomycetes, Sordariales, Sordariaceae. The record is from RefSeq and is a predicted model, not a curated record. Bases 123 to 1172 code for a protein of 349 amino acids.